AAUGCAUCAGCAUUGAUAUAAGAGACACUUGAAAAGAUAGUCUGCUGCUGAUAAAUCUAAAUCUUUAGGUAGUGUAAUGCUAAAAGAAGCAAGAGAAGAAGAGGAGAGUGACAUGCAUUCCAGGAUGCAUCUCGGACAGGCUGAGCAAGACAUCAAGUACCGUAGCAGCUCUUUUCGAAGGCUUAACAUUCAUAGAGCACAACGAAACUCAAAUUGUGAAGAAUCAUAGACAGAUACUGUUAAACGUGAGCUAUAAAAAUGCUGCAAUAUGAGUAACACCACAUGGAUGAGUUUAUGACUCACAUUUCCUGGCUGCAGCCUAACUUCUGGAUGUGCUGACACAAACACUGACAAGACACAGUUGGAGGCAGAAAUAACUGGGCGGAGUUGCACAUUACAAGGGUGGGUAUUAUGAAAAAAGUGAAGAAAGCAACUGAGAAUGGAAUAGAGCAGAGACUGGAUAAAGCAACUGAAACUGCAGAUAAUAACAAGAGCAUUUUCAACCUGGGUGCACUUUUUCCGGCUCUGAGCCAUUUGCAGUGGAGUUUUAUAUUCUGGAAUGUAAAGCGGAGUCUGCGCACUAAACUGCGACCUGCAUGUGAAGAAGGAAUUUCCUGAUUUCGAGUGUUUCCUGCAUGUUGACAGAUCACUCAAAACCUGUUUUGAAGAAAGGACUCGCCUGAACGCUUGGAGACUGCUUAAUGUUGGUAAUUUAGGAUCACAGGUCUAAUGGAAAUCUAAGACAUUAUGGUCUAACUGUACUUUCUCUGCAGUUUCUUUAAUUACUAAAGUGUUUAGGCAAACGGGGUGUGAAAUUCUGAUCCAAAGACUGUGCUGUGGAGUGGGAGGGAUGGCAGAAUCAAUUGAAAAUGAUGAAACUGAGACGAUGAUGGAAAAACUUCUGCAACAGUACAAACAGAGUGUAGAAGAACUUUCACAUCACCCCAUCAUUCACCAAAAUAAUGAAGAAGAACUCAAGAGUAUUCAGGAAAUUCUAAGGACAGAAGGUGACAGAAUGAACGAAGAGAUAAUGGAAUGGGAACAAAAGAUUCAUUUCUGGAAAACGCUGUACACUCAAAUUCACUCUAAUUUGUGUUCUCUGUUCAAGAGAUCAAAACCGCCAAGAGCUCCCUCCCAUGCAGAGCCAUUGCAAGUUGACAGUUUCAAGAAAAGUGCAGCUAAACACAAACAAAAUCUUGAUAACUUAACAAAGGUUAUCGAGCAAACACUUGAAACUAACGAAGAACUGGAAAGCAAUGUGAAAGAUCAGACAGUUGCAGACAGCAGUUCGAAAGCCGGCUGGGGACAGAGGCUUGUCCAUUACCUAAAUUUUGCCAGUGAUCUACUGGAUCAGGCAUUUAAUCGGUUGGUGAAAAUGUACGCUGCCACAAGCAUCGAUCUUCAAGGGACACAAAGUACUUGUACAUCCUGCUCCGAUGUGAAGGACACAGAAUGGGAGCUCGUUGUACCUGAUGCUGUGGCUUUAUCAGUAAAUGGAAAUGUAAAGUACAGGUUCACUGCUGCACCAGGGAGUUAUGAGUGCACGGUCACUGGUCUCCGGUGGGAGAGCUCCAGUGAAGUUGAACUGGAAUACUGCUGGAGUAACUGGGAACUAGUGAGUGAAGUUCUGGAGAGAGAACAGUAUCAUCCUGGUGGCCCAUUGCUGGACAUUACUGUUAUCAGAGGGACGCUGAAUGCUGUCCAUCUACCACACUUUCUCUGUUUAGGUUCAGAAUCAUCACUGAGGGAUGCAGUGAGGGUUUUCCAUGAUGCGGAUGUUGGUGCUUCUUUUGAGACUUGCAGUCUGAGCCGCUUCCAUGCAAAACUGCUCCAGCCCACGUUCUCCCCAAAAGGUGUUCUUGUUAAAAAUGGAUUCCGAGUAAAGGCUCACUGCGAGAUCUUGAUCUAUCACGUUUUGGCUGCGCCUCUGACUCUUCACAUAUACAUAAUUCCACAUGAUAUAAAAAUGAAAGAGGCUGUGGAAAAGGAAAGGAGUGAUAAAUGUGUGAAAAUAUUAAAGCCCAAUCCAAAGUCCUCACUCCAAAUGAAGAGCUGGUACAAGCUGAAAACUUUACAGAAGACAAAACAAUCCCACUAUGAUUCUGAAAUCACUCCCACGAGCUUAAAACUGAGAUACAACACUGCUACUACAAACUUCUUUGAGGUGUACAUCAGCAAUCCUGAAGAAGACUUCUACUUGCAGCUGACGACUGAAAAAGACAAUGAAGUAGUUUGGGAGGUACCAAUACGAGGAAAUGAUUUCAGUGUGAUGUCUGGAUCUCUGUAUGGACAUAAAGAUUGUUCCAGCUCGCACACUGUUUGCUUUGUGGACGAGUACAUGAAGGAGCUCAUCCAGAGGGUCAGAUUAGUGAGCCCCAUUGCAGAUGACCUAAAGCUCCUCAUUGGAGAUGAGAAGUAUUCCAUCAUAAGAGGAUGUACAACACCACAGGAGCAGAUGAGAACUCUCUACUCUUUCCUGGCAGGAGGGCAGGAAUUAAAGGUGAAAUUUUAUGAGAGUCUUCAGAAGAACGAGCCUCUCAUUGUUGAAGAACUGCAGAGGCAGGAGUGUCCUUGAGUUUUUAAUGGGAAACAGACACAGCAGUGUUUUCACUUAGGAUUCUGGUAAACUUCAUUUUAACUUGUGGAUGUUCGCACAAGACAGCUGCCCCACAUAACCUCUGUUCAGUCAAAGGUGUUCCUCAGAAAUUAAAGCAAGAAGAUGCAAUACCAAUAUUAAUGGUGGAUGAAGGGACACAUUACCACCCAGACCUACUGGACAUAAGGUCAGGGCUGUGGCCACUAUGCAGUCCUUAGCCAGCAUAGAUGUAUGAUAGGUAAGCAAGUCAUAAACAUCCCAUACAGCCAGUGAAGACAUCAGUGGAUUACAGUGGAACACAAAGCAAUCAAAGAACAGUGAUGGAAUUAUAAAUUCAAUAAUGGAGGGUCAGUGUUGGUCUGUAGGUCUAAAUUUAACCAAUGAAUGAAGCAGCCUAACUGGAUUUGAUGGGAGAUUAGACAAGCGGGCUGUAUUGGGUGGAUGAAAACAUGUUUGUACUUUGGAUCAUGGAUAAUCAAUAAAAAGAGAAAUGUAAAUGAGGAACAGUACUGUCUAUUUCUCCUUUAUUUUGCAAGCAAGACUCAAUCAUAGACCCCAUUUACACCUGGUCAUUUCAUGUGACUUUUGGAUUGUGGACCUGGAUUGGACCUGGAUUCAUGUGACCUGGAUUGUCACCUGAUAAGAUUUUAACCACAUGCAUUUACACUUGGUAAUCAAAUGUGUUUCCACUUAGACUGAAAUCUGAUUGUUGUACAGCGAGUAAAAUGACAAAUGCUGAGAACCUAGUUUGACUAGGGCUGUCAAUUGAUUCAACUAGUUCAUUGUGAUUGAUCAUAUUAGUUUGUGUGUUUGUCCUGUUUGCUCUAAUUUGAUACCACAGAAAGACUUUUUCCUUUUUAAAACAGCAUAAAUGAGCAGACAAAAUAAGAUUCAUCAGAAUAAAUUUAUUACCAUAAAUAAUUCAAUUUGAGCCUGAACAUAAUCUCAUGUGAACACAGGGAAGUUCUCCCAGAGGUGGGAGUUAAAAUCUUUUCAAACAGGGGCCUCUGCCAGUCGUUCCCAGCACACCCUCACUUUUCACUUGGGUCUACCUGGUCUGACCACCAGUCUGCUCUGCCAUCCAGCUUACCACCAGAUGGUGAUCGGUUAACGGUUGAUGGUGAUGUUCUUCAGCAUAUUGAAGGUGACUUUUCUUGUGCUUUCGGGUCAGAGGAGGUGCACAUCUUCGGGCAUGGAGACCUUCAGUGUGUAGUAUGUGCCUUACUGUGAAAACUGAAACCUCAGUGCUGCCACCAGAUCUUUCUGCAGGUCUUUUGCAGUCACUCAGGUUUUUGACCACCUGCCUCCUCAGAAAUCUGGUGACAGCCAGUUAUAGCUUCCUCUUUCUGCC
Colossoma macropomum (tambaqui) is the source of this 3947-nucleotide messenger RNA. Its product is annotated as NACHT, LRR and PYD domains-containing protein 1 homolog. The transcript has 14 exons. Bases 851 to 2575 code for a protein of 574 amino acids. The record is from RefSeq and is a predicted model, not a curated record. NCBI's taxonomy places the organism in Eukaryota, Metazoa, Chordata, Actinopteri, Characiformes, Serrasalmidae.